AUGGAAUUGGUGCAGUCGCGCAUCAGUCAACCGGAGGUUUUAGACCCUGACGACAUCGAUCCCGAUGAUUCAAGACAUGAAGGUCGUAGACACGAUAUGGUAGCUACGACCGAGACGUUGCAAGAUGGUGGUAGCAUAUUUCAACGCAUUCGAGUGUCGGCUAUGAAAGAGCUGAAAGAAUUCAGUGGCAAGGAUCGAGAUGAAGAUCGGGCCAGAAGCUGGAUCAGCAAGGUCAAAUCUGCCUUCUUGCGCGAUCAAACACCCGAUAAGGAGAAGUUUUUGGAGUUCGGAGAUCUGCUGACAGGACCCGCUCGAAACUGGUAUAACCAACUAGGUCGAGUCACUCGAAAGAAGUGGAAGAGAUUGCUGGAUGACUUAAAGGUACAGUAUGGAGGGCAAGGUGUGUCUCUGGCCAGACAAUACUAUCUCGCACGGAAACGAUCGGUGGAAAAUCCACAGGAGCAUCUACACCGCCUAAUUGUCGCGGCUAAGCAUGCCAAGAUCAAGAUCAGAUACGAGAGGAUGGCCACAUCGGACACAUGUCGUGAAGUUGUGAAACUUUUUAUUGCCACGUUGGACGAUCGCGAUCUGGCCAAGAAGCUGACCCUACUACGAUUGGCCAAUGUCAAUGAGUUGGAUGAGACGUUACGUGCAUGCCAAAGGAUAGGGAGUUGUCAGUUGAAGACGUCGACAGGAUCGAACAAGUUCCACCAGCGAGCGAAUGCCUCCUCAAAUCCUACGUCAUCUAAGACUGCUCGGGUGGUUAGGGAAAUCCGUGAGCGGAUCGAAUGUAGCGGAUCGAAAUCGGACUCGAUUGGAUCAAACAAAGACAAGGAUCGCCGCCGAGUUUGUGUAAAAUACACUCGGUCAAGAGAGAUCGAUUCAAAGAUCAUUGUACCUGGCAGAAUAAUACUGGUGAAGAAGAUAGACGUGAUCGAGGUGGAAUAUCGAAGGCACGCUCCCACUGCGGAUCGACGCGACAUGAUGAUCGUGGAUGCUGGCAGAGACUAA
This is a messenger RNA of Peronospora matthiolae, 1011 nucleotides long. NCBI's taxonomy places the organism in Eukaryota, Oomycota, Peronosporomycetes, Peronosporales, Peronosporaceae. The record is from the annotation of a GenBank genome assembly.